AUGUUAGUAUACAGGACAAAUAAAUCACCGAUAAAUAUAGACGACAAGCAAACAAAAUUAAAAAAAUAUCCCCCUUUAAUAAUGACAGGACAUUGGAUCAAAGGAGGAGAAGCUCUACUAGUGAAUAAUAGCGAAACAGCAAUUAUCCAAUUAAUUGGCGAUCGAAUGGCUUCGACAAUCACCGGCGGCCCUUUGUUAAAUGACGAAUUUAAAUUUUCAAAUGUACAUUUUCAUUGGGGCGAAUGCGAUUCCGUCGGUUCUGAACAUCAAAUCAAUGGAGCCUCGUAUUCGAUGGAAGCGCAUGUAGUUCAUUACAAUAGUAAAUAUAAAAAAUUAAACGAGUGUUUUAAACACAAAGAUGGACUUUGUGUACUCGUAUAUUUUUUUUUGGUAACUAGCGACGCUGAUUUGAAAAGUAAUUCUUAUAUUGAAGAAAUAGUCAAACAUUUAAAGUUUAUACAAAAUUCUCACACGAGUACGAAUGUUCCCACAAAUAUACUCUAUUGGAUGCGCGACGCAAUAUAUUGCUCAAAAUACUACACUUACUCAGGUUCUUAUCACAUAAAAACAGAUCCUGAGUGUGUUAUAUGGAUUGUAUUUCCAUUAAUAAUUCCCGUUACUUCCUCUCAAGUGAACGAAUUUCGUAAAUUA
Molecule: messenger RNA, 651 nt
Organism: Microplitis demolitor
Lineage: Eukaryota; Metazoa; Arthropoda; Insecta; Hymenoptera; Braconidae
Product: carbonic anhydrase 2-like
Exons: 5
Cellular component (GO): cytoplasm
Molecular function (GO): carbonate dehydratase activity; zinc ion binding
Source: RefSeq, a predicted model, not a curated record